AUGGCGAAGCAACUCUUUGAGAAAUUCGAGGGCCACGAGCUCACUGACACCAUGUUGGAUGACGCGGCAAAGCUGUUGACUGACAACUACGGAAUCUGGGGACAAGAUCCAACCAACUCGACGAACACUCUAAAAAUAGGCAAGUUGGGGAGUCGGGUGAAGCUGACCAAGACCCGGCUUCGAAUCCAAUACCUACCUGCUGGCGCUUCUUGUUCCUAUGUCCGAGUUCUCGUCGACGGUCGCCUGGUUGGAAAUGCGGUAUUAACACCGUGGCCGUCAGCUUUAUUCGCGAUAAUGCAGAAGCGGUUAUGGAAGCAUCGCCAAUUCAGCUACGUUAAAGAGGCAAAGCUCCGCGGCAGCAUCAAUUCUGAAGAUACGAGUGGUGUCGUUUCGUCUGCUGAUACCAAGUUUUUUGUUGACCAUACCGAACCGCUCAAGGCUCUGGCACGGGUCCGAUAA
This is a messenger RNA of Capronia epimyces CBS 606.96, 459 nucleotides long. RefSeq lists its product as uncharacterized. The record is from RefSeq and is a predicted model, not a curated record. The transcript has 3 exons. Lineage: Eukaryota; Fungi; Ascomycota; Eurotiomycetes; Chaetothyriales; Herpotrichiellaceae. Bases 1 to 459 code for a protein of 152 amino acids.